AUGGGCACAAGAACCAACCACCGCAGGCAAACCGAUCGGAUCUAUCCGCCGCCUCCUUCUUCUUCAUGCACAGGCCAAGUCGUCUCCUCCCACUCCUUCAUCCUCUCCCACUCCAGAGACGUCACCACCACGCUCCCCGACGAAUGCCUUGCCCUCGUCUUCCACUUCCUCGACGCCACCGACCGCCGAAUAUGCUCCCUCGUUUGCCGCCGAUGGCUCCUAGCUGAUGGAUGCUUCUGCACCCGCCUCUCCCUCCAAGCCCCCACUUCGCUCCUCCAGGCUGCACCAGCCCUCUUCUCCUGCUUCGAAGCCAUCUCCAACCUCAUCCUCUGUAGCAGCCGCCACUCCGCAAGCAUCGACGAUGACACCCUCGAGCUCAUCGCUUCCCGGUGCACCAAUCUCCUAAGCCUCAAGCUCCAAGCUUGCUAUGACCUCACGGAUGCUGGAAUGGCUGCCGUUUCACGUCACUGCCUGGGCCUACGCAAGCUAUUAGUCGUCUCCUGCUGCUUCGGUGCCAAGGGCAUCAACGUUGUUCUCUAA
Molecule: messenger RNA, 540 nt
Organism: Zingiber officinale
Lineage: Eukaryota; Viridiplantae; Streptophyta; Magnoliopsida; Zingiberales; Zingiberaceae
Product: F-box protein At1g47056-like
Exons: 2
Coding region: 1-540 (179 amino acids)
Molecular function (GO): protein binding
Source: RefSeq, a predicted model, not a curated record